AUGACUAUCGUUACUCAGUUAGCCUUACCUCGCCCGUCAGCUGUUGAUCCGCCUCUGGCGGAGACUAGGAGGAACAAGAUCCCUGAGAAUAGAAAUUGGCAGGAACAUGUUAACUCUGUUUUUGAGGGAAUUCUCGCAGCUCGUGGAAGGCUUGUGAGGAGGGAUGCGAAAAUUGAAAUUAUUGGUGCUUCAGAAGGGGGACUUGGUGCGGUUAGGUAUCUGGUAAGGAAUUGGCCCGCCUGGCGCGACAAUAUCUCAGCACUCUGCCUCGCUAACCCGCUACACACUAAAUCCUUCGACCUCAUCUCUUCCGAACCCAACACUACCGGAAGCAAGAACGCAGGUUUAGACUCUGCAUCUUUCCCAUCCUUCGUAUCCUCCCGCUGUCGUGCAGCUUAUGAAAGCCCUGAAUUUUGUGAAGCGCAGCUUAUUGUCCGCGACAUUCGAGAAGAGGAGGUUGUUUCGGAAAGCAAUGGGGGUGCGAAUGGGGCGUGA
Aspergillus nidulans FGSC A4 is the source of this 495-nucleotide messenger RNA. RefSeq lists its product as uncharacterized. Lineage: Eukaryota; Fungi; Ascomycota; Eurotiomycetes; Eurotiales; Aspergillaceae. The record is from RefSeq and is a predicted model, not a curated record. The transcript has 3 exons. Bases 1 to 495 code for a protein of 164 amino acids.